AUGACUUCCACUCCAACAUUCCCAGACACCUCUGCACACGAGGCAUUGCCAUCGAAUGUGGCUCCAACACACUACAAAAUACACCUUUUCAACCUGGACACUGCAAAGAACACUUUCAGUGGAGUUGCCAACAUUCAUUUUGAUGUCAACGGCACCACCAGCAGCAUCAUACUCCACCAGAAGUUUCUCGAAUUCCAGAAGACCAAGAUAGUCGCCAAUCUAGCCAAGACCAGGACCGAGAUUCCAGUGAAGUCCGUCAAGAAGAAUGAUGCCAAAGAGACGGUCGAGUUCCAUUUGAGCGAGGAUAACACUUCGGCAAUUGCCAAAGGCUCGAUUGACAUGGAAAUUCACUACACAGGAGUAAUCAGAACAGACAUGGCAGGCUUCUAUUCGUCUCACUACGAGGAUAAGGAAACAGGCAAGACAGAAUACAUAUUAACAACACAGUUUGAGUCUGCAGAGGCCCGUUCGGCCUUCCCAUCGUAUGAUGAGCCAAGCAGUAAAGCCACCUUUGACAUCUCACUUACCGUUGAUAAGAAUCUUUGCGUGCUCUCGAACAUGCCAGUUGCGUCAUCCAAGACCUUGGACAGCGGGAAAAAGGGGCCUGGAUUCGACAAACCACUCAAGGAAGUGCGGUUUGAGACCAGUCCAAAGAUGUCAACAUACUUGGUGGCCUGGGCAGUUGGCAAGUUUGAGUACAUAGAGGAUCAAACCGACAAAGUUUACAGCGGCAACCACAUUCCUAUCCGUGUGUACACUCUUCCUGGGCAGUCGGAAACGGGAAAGUUUGCCCUUUCCGUUGCCAAGAAGGACGUCGACUACCUCUCGAAAAUCUUCGAUGUCGAUUAUCCUCUUCCAAAGUUGGAUCUUCUUGCCGUGCCCCAGUUUGGUGCGCACGCAAUGGAGAACUGGGGGAUGGUCACUUUCAGGGCCACCGCCUUGCUUUUCGACCCGGCCAAGUCCGAUGCUGUCUAUCAGCAGAGUGUUGCAUACACCGUGUCGCACGAAAUUGCACAUUCCUGGUUUGGAAACUACGUCACCAUGAGCUGGUGGUCGCAUCUCUGGCUUAACGAGUCCUUUGCCACGUUCGUGGGCUCUCUUUGCGUUGAGAACAUGUACCCUGAGUGGGACACGUUCACAGACUUUGUGACAAACGGUGUUGAAGUGGCCCUCGAUCUCGAUUCCUUACGUAAUUCCCACCCUAUCGAGGUCAAAGUGAACACUGCUGCUGAAAUUGACGAGAUUUUCGACCCCAUUUCGUACUUGAAAGGUGGCUCUGUCAUCAGGAUGGUUGCCAAUGCCGUUGGAAUCGAUGUUUUCUUGAGGGGUGUCUCCAAAUACCUCAAGAAGUAUGCAUUUGGCAAUGCCAAAUCGGACGAUUUGUGGGAUGCCGUGUCUCAAGUUUCAGGCAUCGACAUCACAGGCCUUGUCAGUCCAUGGAUUAGGGCCGUCGGACAUCCUUAUCUCUCUGUUUCCAAGUCGGCCGAUUCGAAAAGCAUCAAAAUCACACAGAAGCGUUUUCUAUCGAGCGGUGAUGCUACUGCAAAAGAUGACGAGAUCACGUGGUGGAUCCCUAACGUUUCUGCACUAGAAGGAGGCAAAAAGGAGGCAACCGUUCCAGUUGAGGGUUUCUUGAAGUUGAAUAAAGAUACCUAUGGCUUCUACCAGGUCAUCUAUGACGACGCGCUUUUCCAGAACAUCCUUGCACAUCUUGACCAGCUCUCGCCAGAAGACAAGAUUGGACUCAUUGCAGACACGUCUGCCGGAGCACAGGCUGGCUUGAUGAAGACUUCACAGCUUUUGGACUUGCUAUAUGCAUUGAAAGAUAAUGAGGACAAUGUGAAUGUCUGGACAGAGGCUGUCAAGAGGCUCAACACCCUAAAGCAGCUUUACUUCUCUGAUCCGGAUGUGCUCAAGAUGCUCAAUGGCUUCUCCAAAGAUUUGUUCAGUGGCAGAUUCACCAAAUUGCACGGCAGUAAGCAAAGUUUGAGCUUCCAGGAGACGAAAUUGGAAGCACUUCUUUUUGCAGAAACCGGUGUUGCCGGAUGCCAGCAGGCAAUAUCGAUUGCCGAGGCUUUGUAUAAGGCUGGAAACGUUAGUCCCUACCUCAAACUUCCAGUCUACAAGACACUUUUGGCCAAUCCAGACAGCUGUACUCUAAGUGCAUUUGAUACUGUUAUAAAGGAGGCAAAGAAGCCGGUGGCUAUUGACUCUACAGAAAUUUGCCUAAGUGCCUUGGGAUAUAUCGCCAAUGACACUUUGCUUGACAAGGUGCUUUCCCUAUAUUUCUCCAAGUACGUGCUUGAGAUGGACUACUCCUUCCUCACAAUGUCAUUGGUCGAGAACCCAAGGACUAAAGUCGCCUUUUGGAAAUUCUUCGAAAGCCACUAUCCAGACUUCAGGAACAAGGUUGCAAUGUGGACUCUUGACAGACUUAUCAAGAGCUUCCUCCCUAAGCUUGUUUCAGCUGAUUUGUAUAAGGACGCCAGCACAUUUUUUGCCGAUAAGGAUACAACAGGCUACACUAAGGGUCUCAAGCAAGGGUUGGACUCUAUAAAAUACAGCUUGCUUUGGUCCGACAGAUCUAAAACGGAUGUGUUUGAAUGGCUCAAGAGUAAGGGAUACUGA
Brettanomyces bruxellensis is the source of this 2628-nucleotide messenger RNA. RefSeq lists its product as uncharacterized. Gene Ontology annotation, biological process: proteolysis; peptide catabolic process. Gene Ontology annotation, cellular component: cytoplasm. The transcript has a single exon. Lineage: Eukaryota; Fungi; Ascomycota; Pichiomycetes; Pichiales; Pichiaceae. The coding region runs from base 1 to 2628 and encodes 875 amino acids. Gene Ontology annotation, molecular function: peptide binding; metalloaminopeptidase activity; zinc ion binding. The record is from RefSeq and is a predicted model, not a curated record.